CGAUAGAGCCGUGCAAAACGAUGGCGUUAAGUUGCAGAUCGCUUGUUGCAAUGAGCUCGCGUCGCCGCUGCUGCUAUGCAGGAAAUGCCCCAGCAGCAGUUGUUGCACUGUCUAAGAAGAAGAACUCAAGUCCGUGUCCUACUGCGGUGUGUAAGAGAGAAUUGCGUACCGGCAAGCAUGCGUUCACCGAUGCCCGUGAGAGAGAGACCGCUAUCGCUACCUUGAGCGGAUGGGCCGAGGUGGAAGAGGGUAGGGACGCGAUCAGCAAGUCCUUCAGUUUUUCCGACUUCAACGAGGCUUUCGCCUUUAUGACAAGAGCCGCGCUUGUCGCGGAAAAGAUGGACCACCACCCCGAAUGGUUCAACGUGUACAACAGGGUGGACGUGACACUCUCGACGCACGACUUGGGAGGGCUGUCCCGGAAGGACAUCAGGCUAGCACAGAGAUUAGAUGAGUUCGCCAAAGAUGCGCCGGAGGCACUGCCAUGAUCUGCUCGCGGAGAUGUCCCGUCUGAUUGCUGGUCACAACAACAGCUUGUACUCGAAAUCCUACAUGUUUAGUACCUCCGUCAGCCGAAAAGGAGAUCCAUCGGACAGAGCUUCAGCAACCGGUUUGCGCAGGACAACAUCAUCCAUCAACACCGCGUGGGUGGGAGUCAAACCUCCAGCAUGAAGCACUCAACAACGUUGCUGAUUUCCUUUCCUAGGUCAAAACUGCGAAGGGCGUCCACCCUCUGCGGCCCUUCUCCUAAGAGUGGUGUCGUCCCCGCUGUUUUCCUUGAGCGAGAACCUUAAGUCUCUCCUUUUCGUUUGCGGCCUUUAGGCCCUGUCGCACCUGGUCAGAACAGUCGGUGAACCGCAGAGAGAAUGACGCUCUUGAUGCUCGACGGAAGCAAAGGGUAGAUCGGUUGGGAUGGCCUCACAUCAGUCAGCCGGCCCACCAGACCCUUAUGGGGAACACUCUCUGCUAUUCCAUUGCCGCGCUUGCUAUCCACAGUAUGUACCCUCUCGUUGGGUAGUAAGUUGUGACCUCUCGAAGCCGGUUACCCUCAGUGGGAACAACGCAGACCUUUGAAGGUACUUGAGCAGAAGUCGGAACUGAUUUGUUGUACAGGUACCAACCACUCUCGGCUUUUCGUUUCAUACGCGGGCACG
Messenger RNA from Ectocarpus sp. CCAP 1310/34, 1154 nucleotides. Lineage: Eukaryota; Phaeophyceae; Ectocarpales; Ectocarpaceae. The record is from the annotation of a GenBank genome assembly.